UUGACUCCAAAGUUGUAUUAUGGGUUCUUCUCUUUGCUCAUAUCUCUCCAGAAAUUUCCCCCACUCCAUUUUCUCUCCGCUCAAAUCACAAAUUAUGACCCAUGUGUUAUCGACCCAAAUGCCCUAAUUUGAAAUUGUGACUCCAUAUAUGACUGUAUGUGCUCACAUCUCAAAUUCAAAUCCUUUUUCAGUGGUUUAUACAGUUAGCGAGAAUGAUGAUUUCAACAACUUUACAAAUGAUUUCGCAGAAUUUGCGCAAGUCUUGGUUAGGUGGGUGCUAGCAAUUUAUUCCGAUUCGUUACCGGCGGAUGCUAGCCAAAUUCAGUUCUGGGACUUUAACUUCUUCAGAUGCGUUACGGAUGCUAGCAAUUUCUUCUUCAGCGAUCUUUCUUGUUUUCUUCUUCUUUCUCUCAUCACUGCUUAUGGAAUCAUGGUCGGAAUCCGAUGGGUCGUCGGAAAAUCGUCGACUAAAAUAGUUCGUCUGAAGUUUGGGGUUGAGCAAUUUGAAGAUUCUGUUGCCUUUUUUUUAAGAGCAUUGUAUCUCGCUGUAUUUCUAUGUAUUUCAUUGUAUUCACUAUCUCUUUUUUCAUUAUAA
Nicotiana tabacum (common tobacco) is the source of this 595-nucleotide messenger RNA. NCBI's taxonomy places the organism in Eukaryota, Viridiplantae, Streptophyta, Magnoliopsida, Solanales, Solanaceae. The record is from RefSeq and is a predicted model, not a curated record.